Molecule: messenger RNA, 2550 nt
Organism: Zonotrichia albicollis (white-throated sparrow)
Lineage: Eukaryota; Metazoa; Chordata; Aves; Passeriformes; Passerellidae
Source: RefSeq, a predicted model, not a curated record
GCCCAGGGCUCAGCCAAGCACAAAAGCAGCCUGCGGGUACACACUGGUGAGCAGGACAGUGUCUGCUCUCUCCUCUGCCAACAUGCAGUUCAAAGUCUGAAUCAGUGAAUUUUCUCAUUUUCCACUCAAAGGAGAACAUGGCAAUGGAGCUUUGGGCAAAAGGGACAAAUCAGAGUCUAUUCCUGCUCUAGAAUAAUCUAGAAUAAAAUCCCUGUGUCUUGAAAUAGUGCUGUGAGCACACGGAAAGCUGGGGGGAAAAAGGUAUUAUUUUUGGCUGAAAGUCUUUAUGGCUGAUGCAGGAACUCUCUCAUUAGUUACUCAUUGCCUCAGAAAGUCUCAUAAAACAGCCAGCAGAGCCCAGCAAAUACUUCAGUCUUGUGGGAGCUCAGAAAUCCAGGAAUUGAACGAGGCCUUGAACCCAUUUUAUAGACUCACUUCUUACUGAACGAUCAUAAAAUAUUAAAAUUCAGACCUUAUAAAUAAGGAGGGGAAAGCACUGUGCACUUCCCAGCAGAAGCAGCCUCUCCAGAGACUCUUCCCAAGAGCCAGCUCUGCUCCGAGAUGGUGCAGAGACGCAGCCUGAGCACCUCCCAUGGAGUGCCCGUCCUGGCUGUUUCCUUCCUGGCAUGGGUGGCCACAGGUGUGGAGCUGUCUGUAAAUAACCAGGCUGCUGACUUCACCCUGUCCACAGGGCUCAGCCCUGCCAUCUCCCUCUCCUGCCUCGUGCACAACAGCAGCCAGGCCGAGGAGCUGCUCUGGUACCGCGGGGAUGGGCAAGUGGAUCUGAAGGAUGGGAAUAAAGUGAACAUCAGCAACAUCUGCAUCUCCCCAGUCAACGAGUCUGACAACGGGGUCACCUUCACGUGCAGGCUGGCACGGGACAAGGCUGUGCAGGUGUCUGUGACCCUGGAUGUGCAGUUCCCUCCCCAUCUGAGUGGAGAGGAGACCCUGCACGUGGAAGAAGAGAAAGAUGUUACUCUGACCUGCAACUCCAAAUCCAACCCUCAAGGCCAAAGCACCUGGUUAAAGGACAGCCAGAGCCUGACCCUGCAGCAAAGUCGGCACAAGCUGUACCAGACCAGUGAGAUUUUUCAGCUCUCCAUCAGCAAAGUGCAGAAAUCUGACAAUGGGACCUACACCUGCCUGGUGGAAUCACGCCUGGGAAAUGGGACAAGGGAUUUCCACCUCAUAGUUGAAGAUAAAAAACCUGUUUUUCCCAAGGAGGCUGUUAUUGCUGCUGUCGUGGUUGUUACAAUCACAAUACUUUUUGGAAUUGUGGCUCGAAUAGAAAAAUUUCUUAAGUGCUUCAAGAAACCAAAAGAAACAGCUCUGAGGUGAUUUUUCAUUUCUUCUGUUCAUUUUGCUGCAGGUAAAGAACACCCAGAAAACAUCAUUUCUAGUGGUCAAGCAAAGCCAUUGUGUGAGAUGAUGAGAUAAAGCACUGAAACUGUUUUUUUGGGAUCAAGUUUAUAUGUUUUUUUUUUUUUUAAUAUAAGUGGUUCUUUGCAUCUGUUGAUUCUAAGCUGCUGCUUAGAGGGUCAAAACUGUUAGAACUGGUCACUGGGAACCUUUCCUUGGAGCACCAUUCAUGAGGUGAUGCCAGCUCUUGCCCUCCAAGCUUAUUCCAACAAGGAAUGCAUGUGCAGACAGGCACGUGGGUUGUGGAUCAGUCUGCAGAGCAAUCUCUACUGCAUUGUGAUGCACACAAUUAAGUGAGGUGUUGUGCUGACAGCUGCUCUCUGUCCUUCAGUGCCGUUCCACAGGGACUUGGGGUGAUGGCCACCCAACUCUCUGCCCCUUCCCAAUGAUCCUGUGGGCAUCUCAGCUUCUCUUGCCAGGGCAAAAGCUGCCUGGCACUCAGCACUGCUGCUACACCUCAUGUCUCUGUGGCUCACCUGGGCUUGGGGCAGCCCCAAGUGCUCGAUGACACACAGUGAAGUUACAGUGUGACUGCUCCAGCACCACGAUGGGUGGAAAACAUCUCCAUUCAUCCCUUCCCCCAACAAAUAUGCCACUCAAGCACUUUUCUCAAGGUCCUGGCAAGCUGUUGAGGCCUCAUCAUGCCUUGGAAUAGUCCAUUACUAAUACUGUCAAUAAACACUGCAUGCUGUAAAUCAAUUCGAGACAGUGAAGCACCAGCAUUCUUCUCAGAGGAGCAGGCAGUUCCUCAAGAGGAAAAUUCAGCAGCUGGAUCUGGAGUGUGAUCCAGAGCCUGUGGUUGACUCACCAGUGCUCAGGGAGGUCCCUCAAGGUGCCACAGCAGUGCCAUCUCAUGUUUCUGGGCGCUUGGCCUCAACACCACGAGCUGUGGAGAGCCAUCCCAAACCUUUCUGUUGGCACAGUGUCCCCCCAGUCUGUGCCCCUGGCACUGACAUGAGAUUGUGCCACAAACAGCCCCCAGCACUGGCCCUCUGUGGGUCGGGGAGAUCAUGGACUGCAGGAAGCGUGGAAGGUUCUGGAGCCGGGGCUGUGUGGAUGUGAGGGGUCCCUGUGAGGGACCCGUGUGAGGGGUCCAUGUAAGGGGUCGGUGUGAGGGCUCCCUGUGAGGGG